Cuscuta campestris is the source of this 1115-nucleotide messenger RNA. The record is from the annotation of a GenBank genome assembly. NCBI's taxonomy places the organism in Eukaryota, Viridiplantae, Streptophyta, Magnoliopsida, Solanales, Convolvulaceae.
GCGAAAGUCAAAUCCUUAUUUUACUGGGCAUGUUUUGUUCUUAAUGAUGUUUUAUGUUGAUAGGGUUGUCUUCCGAAUGAGAGUAGUGCCUAGAACUUUUCCAACUAUGCUAUGUUGGACUUCGCAGAAGCUUAAGGAAAGAGAAGGAUUGGAGCGGAAAUCAGGUGGUUUUGGCCGUGGUAGCGUGGACCCACAAAUCAAUAAAGAGUUGUUUUCAAAUGAAAACCCGUCUCUUGAAGAUCCUCCUGGGAAAACAUCACAAUCACAGAACGACGUUUUAGAGGAGGCACAGACUGCUGCAAAAGAGUUGGUGCAAAAAAUAUCAAAGUGGGACACCGUCUGUAGAGGCUUGAAUAGUGAGUUCCCAAAUUCAAAUGCCAUCAAGAGAAUGCAACAAACUGCUGCUGAAGUGAUUGUUGCUGUUGGUAAAAGUCCAAGAAUAUCAGGUACUCCGAUUUUGGAAACAAAUCCGAAACUGCAAUUCGAAGUAGUCCACGAGAGCCCUUCUUUCUUGGCUGAAAUAUCUCAACUUGAAAUGGAAUUUUUCACGGUGAAGCGCAACCUUGAGACCAACAGCCAAGACUUGUCCAUGCCAUCAUUUAGCUUAGGGCUUACACCAGAGGAAAAGGAAAAUCAAAAUGAGGAGAUUCAACAUGAAGAGGUUCAACAUGAGGAGAUUCAAACAAAGAAUGGAGAUGGCAUAGCCCAAACAUGCAAUCUCACUGCAUUGGCAGAUGAUGUACAGAGUCACCCCCAAAUUGAGCCUAUCCCAGCUUUUCCAGAGAGUGCAGUUCAAGGGCAACAAGAAGAAACUGUUCUUUUUCAGCCAACCCCACCAUAUAUUCACUUUACAAGUCAAGAAAUUGCAUCCGGUCCUAGCCCUGCUCGAAGUCCUGUAUUCCUUAAAAGACAACAUCAGCCCGAAAGGAAGAAAGAAUUUGCACGCGCCUUAUGUUCUCCUUUUUGGAUAAGAAACAUGGAAGCACUCUCACGGUUGAGCCGUGCCGAGAAGGUUCUCACGGACUACGUAUUAAACAAAUCUCUUUUACUUGGAUUUGGUGUCGAUUCUUGAAUGCCGAGGAAAAGCAUCGAAGCUGAGUUUGUAAAGAUCAGUU